Messenger RNA from Mauremys mutica (yellowpond turtle), 1782 nucleotides. It is a transcript of the gene CLN3, whose product is annotated as CLN3 lysosomal/endosomal transmembrane protein, battenin. Bases 287 to 1606 code for a protein of 439 amino acids. The record is from RefSeq and is a predicted model, not a curated record. Gene Ontology annotation, cellular component: lysosome; membrane. NCBI's taxonomy places the organism in Eukaryota, Metazoa, Chordata, Testudines, Geoemydidae. Gene Ontology annotation, biological process: regulation of intracellular pH; lysosome organization. The transcript has 15 exons.
UGACUCCUGGCAAACCCCAGUUUGCGCUCCCCCCAUCCCCCCAGCCCCACCCCUGGAGCCGGGGCGAGGGGGGCGGCCCCAAAGGGGGAGGGGCGGGUCAGAGUGGGACUCCGGGGAAACGGGAAGUGCGGUCACGUGGCUGCCCGGGCGUCACGUGAGCCGGCUCCGGGCGGGGGGGUCAGGCUGCCUGGGGGGAAGGAGUCGCCCCCCGGCUCACCCCAUCGCUGGUGUAUCGGGCGGCCCCGAGCCGUGACCCCCCCCCGCCCCCGCCGCCGCCGCCGCCGCCAUGGAGCCGGACGGUUGGCAGCGUCUGUCCGACUCGGAGGAUGAGGAGCCACCAGCGCCACCUCCUGCCUGCGCCACCUGCUGGAGGAACUUAGCCGGUUUCUGGCUGCUCGGCCUCUGCAAUAACUUUGCCUACGUGGUGAUGCUGAGCGCGGCCCAUGACAUCCUGAGCCACCAGGGGGCACCGGACAUCAACGGGACCACCCAGACUCCCCCGGUGACACCCCCCAGCAGGAACUCGUCCAACACGUCCCGCUAUGACUGCAACCCCAUCUCCACCGGGGCUGUGCUCUUGGCUGACAUCCUGCCCACCCUGCUCAUCAAAUUCAGCGCCCCCUUCUACAUCCACCGCGUGCCCUAUGGCCCGCGGGUGGCACUCUGCAUCCUUUGUGCCUGGGGCAGUUUCCUGCUGGUCGCCUUCUCCACCACCGUGGGCAUGAGCAUCGUGGGGGUGGUCCUGGCCAGCGUCUCGUCGGGGCUGGGGGAGAUCAGCUUCCUGGCGCUCACGGCUUUCUACCCCAGCGAGGUGGUGUCGUGCUGGUCGUCGGGCACGGGGGGCGCCGGCCUGCUGGGGGCGCUGUCGUACCUGGGGCUGACCCAGGCCGGCCUCAGCCCCCGUCACACGCUGCUGCUCAUGCUGAGUCUGCCUCUGGCCAUGCUGCUCAGCUAUUACGUGCUGCUGGUGCCCCCCCCCGCGGUGCCGCAGUGGCGCUGGGGUGACUCCGCUGUGCUGCACGACCCCCUGCCCGCCGCCCGCCAGCCCCUCAUGGCGGGGGCCCCGGCCAAGCAGGGUGGCGGGGCCGCAGAGCUGACGCUGCAGGCCAAGGGGCGAAUUGUGAAGGGUCUCCUGAAAUACCUGCUGCCCCUGGCGCUCGUCUACUUCGCGGAGUAUUUCAUCAACCAGGGCCUGUUUGAGCUGCUGUACUUCCGGGACUCGGCUCUGACGCACGCUCAGCAAUAUCGCUGGUACCAGAUGCUCUACCAGGCCGGGGUGUUUGUAUCCCGGUCGUCCCUGCGCUGCGUCCGGAUCCGCCACAUCUGGGUCCUCGCCCUGCUGCAGUGCCUGAACAUGGUGUUCCUCCUGGCCGCCGUGUACUUUAUGUUCCUGCCUAGCAUCUACCUGGUCUUUGCCCUGGUCCUGUACGAGGGGCUGCUGGGGGGUGCCGGCUACGUGAACACCUUCCACAGCAUCAGCCUGGAGAGCCCGCCGGAGGAGCGGGAGUUCGCCAUGGGCGUGGGCUGUGUGGCCGACACCCUGGGCAUCUCGCUGGCUGGAGCCGCCGCGUUCCCCGCCCACGACUACUUCUGCCGCCUGCCCUGAGCCGCCCCCCCCAGCCGGCCGGUGCUGCUGGCCUCCCGCCUGUCUGUGCCUCAGGGGCUGGGAGGGGCCGAGGGUGCAGGGGCUGGUAUGGAGCUGGCGGGGAGGUCCGGCCCCAAUAGGAGCAGGACUGGGGGGCAUUGGAGUCAGGGCAUGGGGGGCGUAUGGGAGGGAGCAGG